Molecule: messenger RNA, 1643 nt
Organism: Tachysurus fulvidraco (yellow catfish)
Lineage: Eukaryota; Metazoa; Chordata; Actinopteri; Siluriformes; Bagridae
Gene: ccdc24
Product: coiled-coil domain containing 24
Exons: 10
Coding region: 188-1462 (424 amino acids)
Source: RefSeq, a predicted model, not a curated record
CUCGAUUGUAGCUGUAAUCUCGCGAUAGUUUGUAUCCUAGCAACGCAUUGUUUACAGGAAGCGAAGAGGGAAUUAGCUAAGAGUCAAGCUAACUAAAGCGCGUAUUUAAUAGUGUUACUACAAAUACAGAAAACAGUUUUAACCAGUGGGAACAUAAUAGUGCUAAAUAAAUGAUGCCGGUGGCUUAAUGGAGCCUUUCCAGCGGCAGCAGAGUGUAUGGAGCCUGAUAAAGGAGUGUGUGCCAGAGCCCGAGCUUCCUGAGAUAAGGGCUAUAAUCGGGGAUGCUCUCAUAGACAUGUACAAAGAAACCUACAGUGAGCAUCAGUCAAUCCUUCUCAUGAGGAGGUGCUUUACAUGCCACUGUAAGGUUCAGAUGUGGGAGCAGAUGUGGCAUGAGGUGCAUGAUGGGAAAUCCCAGAUGCCCCAUUUCUCUCUUGCUGACCCUCCAGCUAUUAAAGAGCUGCUGCGUUCAGAGCUCCAGCUGCUGCUGCUUACUUUGAGACAGGGAGCCACAACACUGGGCAGAGAUGGAGCUGAAGUCAUGUCCCGGUACAGUCCCCGAGUGGUGAACUAUGCACUCAGUACAGAAAGACAGCAAAGUCCAGACAGCAUCGGAUGUACAACACCAACAAGUAGACCUGAGUCCAGCAGGUCAAGCUCAAGGCUUUCGUCUCACUCCAGCAUCGAAGAAGAAAUACAAGCUCUGUGGCACAAACUGAACAUCACCCAUAUAAACGAAGUUGUGUCCCAUCUACGGUCAGUUCUUACAGCGGAGUGUGAAGUGCUGAAAAAUGAUGUUCAGUUGCUGCAGGAGAGCGUGGAGUUGGAAUAUCUGAAGCAGAGCGGCUUCAUGGAGCCCAGUCUUACAGAGCUGAAAAAAGAACGCCGACUUAUCCAGCAAGACCUGGAAGCCCUGAAUUUGAUGAUUGAAUCCACAAGCACAGAUAAGCUGAAGUCUGAGGUUUCUCAGAUCGCCAGCAGGGACAUGAAGUUGACAGGUUUGGCAAGUGACUCAGAGCAGAAGCAGUCUUUAGUCUCACCUACAACAGGUGUUCUUCAACCAAAGCCUCCUUCAACUGAAGCACCAUCACAUGAUAACAGAACCAGGCACAGAAUUCCUCUCAAGGCUACACAGCUUUCAGGGUCGUCCUCAAAAAGUGCACAGUGUCAGGGACUGGAUUUGGGGAACUCACAUGUUCACUCAGUGCCACAGAUAAGCUCUGCUUCUUCUUCAGGUACAGCACAGAGUUCUCCAAGUGAGUCAAAAACGCAGAGUCAGAAAUCUGUACAAUCUGCAAACUGUAGACUUAAAAAUGGAACACUGGCUGGGCAUUUAGGAGCUGCACCUAUAUCGUCAGUACCUGCCCCACCUCCUGCAGGGCAGAACGGCAGCAGCAGGGGGCAGAGGGUGGGCAGACGCCUGUCACGUCUUCAGACAGGAAACAUGCUCAAUGCUACCUGAACCCACCAGCUCCAUAUUAGCAGAGAUAAGUACUGUACUUACAGUGAAGUUUGAAUGAAAUACACCAUGUUUACAUAUUUAUUUUAAUUCCACAAAAGGACACACAGACAGUUGAUCUUUAAAAUAAACUUUAUUUACCAUUUGAAAUUGAACCAUUUAAGAUACACAGCUGACAUGACUA